UCUUCUCCGCCCCCCACCCCACCCGCACAGCCGCGUCCGUCCCCCCACUCCGUCGCCGCCCGCCCGGUCGGCUCCGAUGGGGUACGUGCUGUCGGCGGUGGCGAGGGUGCUGGAGCAGCCCACCGCGUGGGGGGCGGUCUGGGAGAUGGCGCUCCUCGCGGGGCCCCUCUGGGCGGCGGCCCUCCUCGGCCUCCUGCUCGGCUGGGCCUGGCGCCCGCGCUGGGCCGCCGGCCUGGUUGCCACCGCUGACGGCAACGCCACUGCACCGGCGCCGGCGCAACUCCCCUUCGCCACGCUCGACUUCUGGAAGGCCCAGCUCCCCGCCCGCCUCCGGGCGCCGCUUGGCUACUCCGAGACCACCGUGCAGCAGCAGGAGGACGAGGCCACCGCGCAUGGGUCGUCGGAGAUGGCGAACGAGGAGCUGUCUGUGGGGAAGGACGACCUGGUGAACCUCUGGAGGCUGGUGGGGGGCAGGGACGGCGGGCCGGCCUGGAUCAAGAUGAUGGAGAAGUCGCUGCCCACAAUGACCUACCAGGCGUGGAGGAGGGAUGCCCAGACUGGACCUCCACAAUAUCAGAGUAGUACUAUCUUUGAGGAUGCAACUCCUGAGGAAGUGAGGGACUUCUUUGGGGAUGAUGAGUUCCGGAUGUCCAACAAGUGGGAUGAUAUGCUUAUCUAUCAUAAGACGCUGGAGGAGUGCCAGACAACCGGGACAAUGAAGGUGCAUUGGGUCCGGAAGUUCCCCUUCUUCUGCAGUGACAGAGAGUACAUAAUUGCUCGUCGGAUAUGGAAAUUGGGGGGCGCCUACUAUUGUGUCACAAAGGGUAUACCAUGCUCAUCCAUCCCACGGCGUAACAAACCUAGAAGAGUUGACUUGUAUUAUUCAAGCUGGUGCAUUCGUGCAGUGGAAUCAAAGAGAGGGAAUGGAGGGUUGACAGCCUGUGAGAUUCUUCUGUUUCACCAUGAGGACAUGGGUAUACCAUACGAGAUUGCAAAGCUUGGGAUUCGGCAGGGAAUGUGGGGAUGUGUAAAGAAAAUUGAGCCUGGACUCCGGGCCUAUCAGGAGGCCAGGGCUGCUGGGGAGCCAGCGUCAAAGAGUGCCUUGAUGGCCCGGAUCAAUACUAAGGUUGGCGACAACUUUGUUCGGUCACUGGAGACCAACAGCGACGAAUCAGAAAUUGUGGAAGCAGAAGAGAAACCUGCGAGAAGCAAUAUGUCGAGGUUCCUCGUGCUUGGCGGGGCAGUCGCUCUGGCUUGUACCCUUGAUCAAGGGCUCCUGACGAAGGCUGUCAUCUUUGGCGUUGCGCGGAAAUUCGUGGGGCAGAGGAAGACAUUGUAGAGUUGCUGUUUUUUCUCGGUGUCCUCCGCCUUGGCCAAUGUGGUUAUUGGACUCGCCCUGAUUCGCUUUCUUAGAUUGGAGGGAAGAGGUGAUUCAAUGCCUGGUUAAUUGGGGCAAAUGCCAUCGAGACUGAAGAGAGCAGAUGCAGAGCAUUUUUGAUGUGUAUAUAUGCUGCCGGCCGUCAGAUAACGAGGAAGAGAGGGAAUAGGGUAAAAAUCAUUGUACUUUUCAUUUGGGGAAGGAAUUCCAACUAUAUGUAUAAAUUCGUUUCAUGUAAUGUAACCUUCCAUCUCAAGACCAAACUAGAGCGGACUAUUCAGAUCAAAUUAAAAGUGUUUUGUCCCA
Molecule: messenger RNA, 1684 nt
Organism: Panicum hallii
Lineage: Eukaryota; Viridiplantae; Streptophyta; Magnoliopsida; Poales; Poaceae
Exons: 6
Coding region: 77-1339 (420 amino acids)
Molecular function (GO): lipid binding
Source: RefSeq, a predicted model, not a curated record